Messenger RNA from Drosophila ficusphila, 2635 nucleotides. RefSeq names its product glycine-rich cell wall structural protein (gene Cpr47Ef). Bases 503 to 2449 code for a protein of 648 amino acids. The transcript has 16 exons. NCBI's taxonomy places the organism in Eukaryota, Metazoa, Arthropoda, Insecta, Diptera, Drosophilidae. Gene Ontology annotation, cellular component: chitin-based extracellular matrix. Gene Ontology annotation, molecular function: structural constituent of chitin-based larval cuticle. The record is from RefSeq and is a predicted model, not a curated record.
GAACCCAUGCACCUCGGAUGCACCGCCUCCCUUCGGCGUGCAAUUUUUUUUUUUUUUUUUAUAUUUUUCCUCGGCUGGAAAAUACAGGCAUCAGCACCACCACCACAGCUGCAAGCGUUUGCAAUAAAUGCCAUAAAGUAUCAAAAUCUCAGCCAGCACUCGCUCAGCUCUAAAGCGGCAAGCUCCGGCUUCAGAUUCAGAUUCAGUUUCAGCUUCAGCUUCAGAUUCAGCUGCAGCUACAGCGUUUUCGUUCAUUCCAUUCCAUUUGAUUGCAUUUGGCGCCAAACCAAGUAUAAAAGCUGGAGAACCUGGGCUGCGAUCGGCACACAAGUACCGUGACAUUCGAGGAGCCACAACACGCGGUGGCACUGCAGCAGUGGUGCAACAAGGACUCACGUGGAUUACCUCAGCUCAGUGGAUAAACUGCAUCGGAAGGACUUGGGUGGCAAGGAUUCAUUGCAUUGCCUUUAACUGUAUUUGAACUCUUUGAAGUUUUCCAGCAAUGGCUCUUAAGUGGGCUCUGGUGAUCACGACGCUGGCGUUGGCCCAGUCAGCGAAGCUGGAUAACAAAUACCUGCCUCCGCCGGCAAGUGCGGCGAGUGCGGGCGGCAGUCCGGGAGCGGGACUCCAGGGACCGGGAGGUGGCUUCGGGGGAGGCGGACCAGGAGGAGGCUUCGGCGGAGGCGGAGGAGGAGCUGGUGGCUACGGUGGAGGAGGUGGCGCUGGAGCUGGCGGCUUCGGUGGAGGAGGCGGAGGUGUACCUGGUGGUUUUGGAGGAGGUGGUGCCGGCGGCGGAGGAUCUGGUGGCUUUGGCGGCGGUGGAAACAAUGGAUUGGGUGGCUUUGCCAACGGUCGACCCAUCGCACCUGGCGGCGGUGGUGGUGGCGCUCCCGCUCCUCGUCCCAGUCCACCAGGUGGUGCUCCUCCUGCCUCUGGACCUCCCAUUCCGAUCCUCUCCUUUGUCAACGAGAACGACGGGGAUGGCAACUAUCGCUUCAGCUACGAAACCGGAAAUGGUAUUAAAGCCCAGGAGGAGGGCACCGUGAAGAACAAGGGAUCCCCGAAUGAAAUCCCCUCCGUGAUGGGAUCCUACUCGUACACAAAUCCCGAGGGAGAGGUCGUGGAGAUCAUGUACACGGCGGAUGAGAACGGCUUUGUGCCUUCGGGCAACGCUCUGCCCACUCCACCACCCAUUCCAGAAGCGAUCGCCAAGUCCCUGGCUGCCCAGGGAAUCUCCGUGCUGCCAGGCGGCGGUUUUAGUGGAGGAUCCGGAGGUCAGGGUGGCGGUGGUGGCGGAGGUGGUGGAUCGGGAUAUGGCGGUGGAUCAGGAUAUGGGGGCGGUGGCGCUGGAGGUGGAUCCGGAGGAGGAGGCGCAGGUGGAUAUGGAGGUGGAGCAGGCCGAGGCGGUGGUCCUGGAGGUCCCGGCGCACCAGGAGGUGGUGGAUUUGGAGGUCAAGGAGGUGGUGGUGGUUAUGGAGGAGCUGGCGGCGGAGCUGGUCGUGGAGGUGGUCCCGGAGGUCCCGGAGCUCCAGGAGGAGGAGGUGGUUAUGGAGGCGGCGCAGGCGGCGGUCGCGGUGGAGGAGGUGGUGGCGGAGGACCCGGAGGUCCCGGAGCGCCCGGUGGAGGAGGUUUUGGAGGUCAAGGAGGAGGUGGCGGAUUUGGAGGCGGCGCCGGACGUGGUGGUGCUCCAGGUGCUCCCGGAGCUCCCGGCGGAGGCGGAUUUGGAGGUCAAGGAGGAGCUGGAGGUGUUGGAGGUGGAUAUGGAGGAGGUGGCGGCGGAGGCCGUGGAGGCGGUGGAGCACCAGGAGCACCCGGAGCUCCAGGAGGAGGUGGAUUUGGAGGUCAAGGAGGUGGCGGCGGAUAUGGAGGAGGCAGCGGACGAGGUGGUGCUCCAGGAGCUCCUGGAUCUCCAGGAGGAGGAGGCUUUGGUGGCCAAGGAGGAGCUGGUGGCGGCUAUGGAGGCGGCGGCGGAGGAGGUCGCGGUGGUGGUGGAGCACCAGGCGCACCAGGAGCCCCAGGAGGAGGUGGAUUUGGUGGUCAAGGAGGAGGUGCUGGUUACGGAGGUGCCGGCGGUCGUGGAGGUGCUCCAGGAGCUCCAGGAUCACCUGGAGGUGGUGGCGGAUUUGGAGGCGGCGGCGGACGCGGGGGUGGUGGAGCACCAGGAGGUCCUGGAUCUCCCGGAGGACCAGGCUAUGGAGGUGGUGCAGGUGGCGCAGGAGGUGUCGGUGGAGCACCAGGACGUCCAGGAGCCCCAGGAUUGCCGGGUGGCAAUCAGUACGUUCCACCCCCAGCUGGAGGAGGUGGUGGUGGUGGUGGCCCAGGAUCGCCCGGCAGGCCAGGAUCAGGAGCUCCUGGCACAGGAUCACAGUACAUUCCACCUCCGCCAGGAGUGCCCGGUGGAGGCCGCGGCAACGGAGAGUUUAAUCCUCAGACAGGCUAUAGCUACUAAUUCGAAAAGCAACUCCAAAACGCCAAUCAAAUCUCUCAAACCGAAGAAAUUCCAGUGCAACGCAGGCUUCCCUAAAUGUUCUUUCACUCAAACGAUUAAUUUAUUUAUGUAAGCUUCCCCCUUUUUCUCUUUUGUGACAAUGUGUGUGUGCAACUAUCGAAAUAAAUGAAUCUUGAAAACAUGAAA